Molecule: messenger RNA, 1700 nt
Organism: Leptidea sinapis
Lineage: Eukaryota; Metazoa; Arthropoda; Insecta; Lepidoptera; Pieridae
Product: xylose isomerase-like
Exons: 8
Coding region: 25-1377 (450 amino acids)
Biological process (GO): carbohydrate metabolic process
Molecular function (GO): xylose isomerase activity
Source: RefSeq, a predicted model, not a curated record
UCAGCCGCCGCCGUGUUGGGGAAAAUGACGACGUACACUCAACCUGGAGGCAAGCGGCAGAAGGUGAAAGAAAGAGCUGGCGAAAUGGAUUACUUUCAAGGCAUAGAGAAAAUCGAGUACAACAAUGCGGCGACUGCGACGGACACCCUCUGCUACCGUUAUUACAACCCUGUGGAGAGGGUUCACUCCAAGACCAUGGAGGAGUGGCUAAAGUACAGCGCCUCGCUUACUGACUUCCGCAGGAGUGGUAUGAAUACACACCAGAAAACUAACAACCGGCCAUGGGACGACGGCUCCAUGUCCAUAGACAACUACAAACGCUGUGUCAAAGCAUUCUUCGAUCUGUGCAUUAAACUCGGUAUUAAGUAUUGGACAGCGUACGACACAGAUCUCGUCCCAUUAACUGACAGCUGGGACGAGAACAAGACGAAUUGGGACGAGAUAAUGGAAUACAUCGUCGAGAUGGGACAGCGCUAUCAUUUGAAGUUAUUGUGGGUUGCGCCCGACUUACACUCGAACCCUCGAUAUUAUUCCGGAGCUAUUACAAACAACGACGCGAAUGUUUUCGCGCAGGCGGCAACACAGAUUAAGAAGUGCCUGGAAGUGUCGCAUCGUCUCGCCGCCGAAUGUUUCCUCAUAUGGCCACACCGGGAGGGCUACGGCGCAUUAUUCCAAUCGGAUGUUGCCAGAGAAAUAAAGUUGUUUGUAAAACUGCUAAAAAUUACUGCUGAAUUCAAAGACCGCUUGAACACGAAGAUUCAAUUACUUUUGAUGCCGUAUCACAAUGGCGGGAAUGGCAAUACUCUGCGCGAACAUGAAAUGAUACAUUACUAUAUGUGGGACGUUACUAGCUGUCUGUUCUUCCUGAAGAAUUAUGGACUGGAUCGUCACUAUAAAGUGUGUUCACCACCUGGUCAUGACAUGUAUAUGACAAACAUAUAUAGUAUGCUAGGUGGUGUGACCAUCACCAACGAUUUUGAUCUGUCGAAUAACAAGUCCAUUACUCUGAUGAUGAAGAAUAUAAUCGAUCAGAACACAACGCUACCUGGCGGCAUCAACCUGAGCGUGGCGGCGGGUCGGGACACGGACCUGCGUGACCUCGUCAUCUGCCAUGUGAAGUACGUUGACUGCAUCGCUAAAGGACUCCGCGUAGCCGCCAACAUUGUGGCCGAGCAACUCUUCUCUAAGCACGUACAGCAACGCUACAUCUCGUACUACAGCGGCUUCGGGUCACGCGCCAUCAACAGCGAAAUUACUUUGGAGGAGUGCGAGGAAUAUCAUAAAAAGAACCAGGCGCACGUAGAGUCGCCGAACGCGAAAUGUGAACAUUACAACUUUGUGUUUCAGCGAUACCUCGACACGUGUGAUCACAUCUGACAACCUUUCGACUUUCAUGCCGACGAUUGCAAACUUGAAUAACUAAAUGCUUUUACAAUUGAACGAACUUCACGCAUUUUGUAUAAAUUUCACGGAUCGCGUCCUUAACUGAAAAACAAACAAACAAUGUUGCCAUCCUUGUCUUUAUAAAAAUAAUUAAUUACAGAAUUCUAUUCAACAGGCAUUUCUUUAAUUAAAUCGUGAAUUUUCAAAUGUAAUCGCUUAAAUAUUUGUAAAAAUAGGUUUUUUGUAAUCCGUGAUCUCAGUGUUGCCAUAAUAAAUAAUGAUUUACGUAUUAUAUGUGUGAAAAAAAGUACUUAUUU